Fragaria vesca subsp. vesca is the source of this 1014-nucleotide messenger RNA. RefSeq lists its product as uncharacterized. Lineage: Eukaryota; Viridiplantae; Streptophyta; Magnoliopsida; Rosales; Rosaceae. Bases 157 to 735 code for a protein of 192 amino acids. The record is from RefSeq and is a predicted model, not a curated record. The transcript is spliced from 3 exons.
AAAACACGCAAAACCAUAAACGCAAAUCCCCUUCUCUCUGCAAAGCAAGAAAACAAAGAAAGAUCAAAUCUCUCAUUCUUUUUUUAGUUUUUAAUUUUGCCGCGGGAUCUGACGCCCAUCGAAUCGCCAACGCGGAUUCGAAUCGGAGAGAUCCAUAUGGAGGGAGUCGGGGCCCGAACGGGUCGAACCUCGACCCGGUACGGACCGGCCACGGUGUUCAAUGGCCCGGUCAGGAAGUGGAAGAAGAAGUGGGUCCACGUAGCUCCUCCUUCUCACACCUCUCACUCUCACUCUCACUCCCACCAGAUUAACACCCCUAACGGAAAUAACGGCUCCCACCUCCUUCUCUUCAAGUGGGCCCCGAUCUCCCAGACCCAAAAUGCUGUCGCCAAUGGCACCGCCGCUAAGCCCGACGAUGUGGAGGAGCCGCCUCGCCGCAGAUUCAAGUACAUGCCGAUUGCUUUAUUAGAGGAACAGCUAAAUGAGGCUGCAGAACAGGUUGAAGAAGAGGUCAACCUGGUAGAUACUGAGCCAGCUGAAACAGAGGCAACCACCAAGGGCGAGGGUUUAGAUGAAAAACCUGACAUUAAUGAUGUCCCUAUGGAAGAAAAUCAGGACAAUAAUCAGGUAGUAUGUCAAGAUCUGAAUGAAAGCACUUUGGAUUUAAGUUUGGGCUUAAAUGGACAUGACAGUGAUGAUGGUUCUGCUAUGAAAACUGAUCAAACCAGAAAGUGAUAGUUGCCAGCUCAGAGGUCAUUUGUUUUUUUGACACUGAGAACAUUACCAGCAGCAGCUAAUUUCUUGGUGCCGGAAUAGAUUGCAAUUCUUUGGCAUAUAGAGAAAGUGAAAUGUACUAUUAGAAUUCUUCAUUUGAAUGUUUUUCAUUGUUCAGUUGAUUGCUUGCAUAUUGCACCCAUUUGGUAUAAGUUGCAAUACCCAUUUUUUUCAGCAUUAAAAUGAUGGAACCAUUUGUACUGGGAUUCGACUUUUUAAUUUUGAAACAAGAUUUAUGAU